This is a messenger RNA of Momordica charantia (bitter melon), 1250 nucleotides long. RefSeq names its product ureidoglycine aminohydrolase (gene UGLYAH). The record is from RefSeq and is a predicted model, not a curated record. NCBI's taxonomy places the organism in Eukaryota, Viridiplantae, Streptophyta, Magnoliopsida, Cucurbitales, Cucurbitaceae. Gene Ontology annotation, molecular function: ureidoglycine aminohydrolase activity.
GCGAGUGGGACCUCAGCCGCCAUUUCUCCACCUUCGGCAUCCAAUCGAGAACACUACCAUGAGAGUGACCAGUUUCUUCAAAUCCACCCUGAACCGGAGAGAAAAAAAGGCGUCGGAGUUCAACAAACGGCGAGGCGGUGGGCGGAGGCGGGUACUUCAGAAUCAGAGCGCAAAUCCAUCGUCCCGUUCGUUAUGUGGAGCUUCUCAGCACACUCGCAUGGAGCAUCUCUUCUCAUUCUCUUCAUCACUACGAGUUUGCUCGGAGUUGCUUUUGGUGGAGAAGGGUUCUGUUCAGCGCCCUCCGUUAUCGACUGGGAUGCGGAUUCGAAGCCUUUGUAUUUUAAAGUGACCAAUCCCACGCUUUCUCCUUCCCAUUUGCAAGAUUUGCCUGGUUUCACGCGUAGUGUUUACAAAAGGGAUCAUGCCUUGAUAACACCAGAAAGUCAAGUGUUUAGUCCUCUACCAGAUUGGACUAAUACACUGGGUGCAUAUUUAAUCACACCAGCACUUGGUUCACAUUUUGUGAUGUAUCUUGCGCAAAUGCAAGAGAAAUCAAAAUCAGGAUUGCCCCCAUAUAAUGUUGAGAGAUUUUUAUUUGUUGUUCAAGGAGCAGUAAAGCUUACCAAUUCGACUGGUAUCAGUGAGAAACUGACGGUCGAUUCAUUUGCUUAUCUACCUCCAAACUUCGAUCAUUUCCUCAAGUGCGACUCUUCUGCCACUAUUGUGGUGUUUGAGAGAAGGUAUGCUUCUCUUGAGAAUCAUCUCACCGAGCAGAUCAUUGGUUCGACGGACAAGCAGCCCCUCCUUGAAACCCCCGGUGAGGUCUUUAAACUUAGGAAGCUCCUUCCCAUGUCCAUGCCCUAUGACUUCAAUGUCCAUAUCAUGGAUUUCGAACCUGGAGAAUUUCUUAACGUGAAGGAGGUUCACUAUAAUCAGCAUGGUUUGUUGCUGUUAGAGGGUCAAGGCAUUUAUCGCUUGGGUGAUAGCUGGUACCCUAUUCAAGCUGGUGAUGCCAUUUGGAUGGCUCCCUUUGUACCACAAUGGUAUGCUGCGCUCGGGAAAACACGAAGUCGCUAUCUAUUGUACAAGGACAUGAACCGAAACCCUCUUCAUCACAAGUAAUGUGUUAAUGUAACAUUGUGAGAUUACUAUCAUAUGACCGGUAGGAUUUAGAUUGUUCAAAUGAAAUAGUGCAUUUGACACUGCAGACCCAUUUGAUUUGAAUAAAACUAAUGUUUUAUAUCCUUCAA